Messenger RNA from Parnassius mnemosyne (clouded apollo), 1788 nucleotides. Lineage: Eukaryota; Metazoa; Arthropoda; Insecta; Lepidoptera; Papilionidae. The record is from the annotation of a GenBank genome assembly.
AUGACAAAACCCAAUUUAAAAAGUACAAGCAAUGACCGUAAGAUGGCACUACAAGUUAUAUGUUCCAAAUGUAAGCGCAAGGUUGACUCAAAAAAUACAAUGUUAUGCUCGCUAUGCCGGAACAACUUCGAAUUUGAUUGCGUCGGAUACUCGGAGAGACUAUACCGCUUAAAGGACGCAGCAGCUAAAAAAAAUUGGAAGUGCAAAGACUGUAGCCAAAAAUCAAAAAGGACUUCGACACCUUACUCCGCCUUAUCCCAUGUAACCACAAGGAAAAAUAAAACUGCAAAGAAAUCUGACGAAAGCCCUUCUACUUCUAGUGCACUUUUUAUGCCGACUGAGAUCGAAUCUUCAGGAAUGGCGUCUGCAAGUAUUUUAUCGCAGCUGGACGAAUCAGAAACAAUGCAGGCAAGCAUUACUCAACUGAAUGCCUCACCAAUAAAUCAAAUAGGCGACUCACAAGCAUUAACUUCAUCUCAUGAUUCGUACGAACCUGAUGACUCACAUGUGCUGACUACCUCCCGCGACCUGAGUGAGUCUGCGUAUUCCUUUCAUAAACCACUAUCAAAAAGCUUAGACCACACUAUAACAGACUCUAUGGCAGUACAGGAAAUGAAGGACACAAUUAGCCGACUCCAAACGGAAUAUACCAUACUACAGAACGAAUUCGAAAACAUAACAUUAGAAAAUAACGAUCUCCGACAGAAAAUAAUCAAAUUGACAAAGGAAAAUAAGACGUUGACAGCCUUAUGCCAAUCUUCACAUAACGUUAGCCAAACAAUCCAGAGCGCCGAAAAAGGUAAUAGACGUUCCAAACCACAGUCAGAAGUAUCUUCUCCUCUCACUUCUCACUAUCACACUGGUUUUAUUUCUCCAGCAUAUAGAAAAACAGCUGGUACCAACAACAUACCCGUGGCACUCCAACUAAAAAUUAAAGACUUAGAGAAACAGCUUAAAUAUACUGAAAACCAGGUAAUUUGUCUAAAACAAUAUAUAAAUACUCUGGAACAAAAAUUGACAUCAGCCUUGGACAACACACAAACGCCUUUACAGGCUAAAUCCACGAGUUUAGUAUGCGCUGAUAAAGAAGAUGAUAAGAACCGGUUAUACAUCACAGGAACUCAACGCUGCACCGGUCUCGCCACCGCCCUAAUUCAGUCGCGAGCGAACACGCCAUACGAGAAAUACGUCAUCACAGCAAUAACAAAACCAUAUGCACCGUCCGCAGAUUUUAUCGUGAAUAUUCGAAACAUAAAUGUAAAACCGAAAGACAAAGUUAUAAUCUGCAUUGGCGAAAACGACUAUGAUAUUAAUAUACUAUCAUCACAGCUACGACGGUUUCUUAGAUACUUUCCUGAUAAUGACACAAUUGUAUUAAAUAUAUUAACAAAUAUAUACCUAAGUGUUACUGACAUAAAUAAAACUAUAAAGAGAAUUUGUAAUGGACAUCAAAAUUACCAUUUCGUUGAAUGUAAACACAGGAAUCCUUUUCAAUUAUGUAAUUCGAUUAAUUAUUUGAUAGAUUGCAUUGACUACGAAAAUGAAUAUCUAAAUCCCAAACAAUUGAAAAAAAUAAUAGCACGUAGUAAGCCAGCGCCUGAAAAAGCUCUCUCUAAAGUGGUACAGUAUUUAAAGGGAACAAUCCCGUACUAUUUUUCCAGGGCUCGAUCGGGGGCUAAUGCCUCUAUUAGUGGAUCUGAUGCCAAUAGGCAAACGCGUUUAACUCAAAGUACUUUACUGCAUUUUUUUCCAAAAAUAGAUAAGCCUUUCUUUCGUGCCUCACAGUAA